AUGGUGCUUCCUCAACCACCCAAGGACUUUCGCAAAUCCUUCUAUCCCAACAAGGAUUUCAAGAAGUUGUUGGGUUUGCCAGUUGACCAACAGAAAGCACCUCUGCUGCUCAACUACAUCCCAACCUACAAGUCCACUUUGCCCAACGUCCCGAAGAAGAGCAAGUCCUCUCCCUCUGCGAUCCAGCACGCCCACUUCUUCACAAUGCAAGCCUUCGACAUUAAGAAGGAGUUGACCCGCAAGACGAAGGAGGUUGCCGGUUUGCUCAAGACCAUCAAUAAAGCCGAGGCCAAGAUGAAGACGUUAAUAGAUCAGACCAACACAUCCAAACAAGCCCAAGACGAGGCUAAGGAAAGAGCGGGGGUUGUUGUGGCUAUCGUUGAGGUCCUCAGGGCUGAAAAGAUAGAGGUCGAAGAAAAAAUUGCCGAAGCCCAAGCCAAGCUCAUCGCUGACUUGGCCACAAAGGACGCUGAGAUCAAAGCGGCGGACGAGAAGGCCUACGCCGAGAGGGCAGCCGACGUCCGUGAGGACUAUAAGAAGCAGGUCAAAAAGGCAUGCAACAAGGAUGAGGAGGACGAGGUCCAAAAAACCACUUCUGAGGUUGAGGUCGAGACUUCUAACAAGAGCCUGGAUGAUAUGCUGCGUGAAAUCGAUGCCGAGGUCCAAGCUGAAAAAUCUGCCCGGCUGUCUGCCGAGGCUGACAUAACGCCAAUUGCUGAGGCAGGGCAGAUUGUGGAAAAUGCAUAA
Camellia sinensis is the source of this 747-nucleotide messenger RNA. Lineage: Eukaryota; Viridiplantae; Streptophyta; Magnoliopsida; Ericales; Theaceae. The record is from RefSeq and is a predicted model, not a curated record.